This is a messenger RNA of Rotaria sp. Silwood2, 1665 nucleotides long. Lineage: Eukaryota; Metazoa; Rotifera; Eurotatoria; Philodinida; Philodinidae. The record is from the annotation of a GenBank genome assembly.
AUGUCAGAUUUAUUAUACAAUCGAUUAUUAUUAAGUUUUAUUAAUGUUAAAAAUCGACUUGAAUCUCUAUUAAAUUUAUGUUGUGUUAAUGAAUAUCGAUCAGAUAUAAAAGAACUUCAAAGUUCUAUAAGAUCCGUAUCAACUUUAAUUGAUAAUCUUCAAUACGAGUUAAAAAUAAAUGAUAAUUCGAAACUAUUGAAAAAUAAUUUUUUAUGUAAAAAUGGUUGGACAUGGGGAAAAAUUCAACAAUUGGAUAACGAAGAACAAUGUUUAAAUUUAGAAUAUCUGGCUUUAUUACGUUUACAAACAUUAGCUACAUGUUUUAAUAAACUUGAUGAGCAAAAAUUUCUAAAACAAACAACAAGAUUUAAUAUCAAUAGACAAUAUCAUUCGAAUAUAAUGAUGAAUUUUAUUGACCAGAUUCAACCAACAAUCUCAUGUGACCAUAUGCACAUCAAUAAAUUUUCAUCAUCAUUUAUUCCACAAUAUGAUUCGAACAAAAAUCUUCUUGAUUUUCCACAAGAAAUUCUUCUUCAUAUAUUUUCCUUUAUUUGUCCAUGUGAACUUAUCAGUAACAUAGCUCCGACAUGUCGAUUAUUUGCUAAUUUAAUUCUUACACAUCUUUAUUCUCAUCUUGAUUUAUCCACAUUAAUGUCGAUACAUGAUGUUCCUCGUUUAUUUAAUCAUUUAUCAUAUCUUCAAUCAAUAAGAUUUAUUGAUUGGAAAAAUGAUAUAAGUAUUUUAACAUGGUCUAUAUGGUUUGAUAUACUUUCGAGAAAAACAUUAAAUCUUAAAAAAAUAUAUUUUCGAUAUGUUUUUAUUGGUCCAAUAUUAAUUUGUCUUUUAAUUGAAUAUUUUUCUCAUUGUUUAGAAACAAUUGUAUUUGAUUAUCAACAAGAUAAUAAUUAUAAAAAUUUUGAUUUAAUUUUAUCUUCAUAUCAAUUAGGAAUUACAAAUUUUGGUAUUUUACAACUUGUCAAGAAUCUCAAUAUAUUAGUUGAACUUAAUUUUAUUAAUAUCAAUGCAAUUAAUGAUGAAUCGAUUAAAGUUUUAUGCGAUAAAAAUAAUUUUCAUUUGGAAAUUUUGAGAAUUGAUGGUGCACAAUUAACAGAUAAAGCUUUAGAUUAUAUAGCACAAUGUCGUCGAUUACGAAAAAUUACGAUUGAGUUUUGUAUAAAUAUGACAGGUUCAAAUUUUUCUAUAUUUCAAAAUUUUCAUAAACUUGAAGAAUUAUAUUUAUCAGGAUUAAAGAAUAUUUUAUCGAAAUCAUUUCAAUUAUUAUUUAAUAAUAAUUAUACUUUUAAAUAUUUACAUAGUCUGAAAUUAGGUGAAUGUCAUAUGAUUGAUGAUAAUUGUGUUCAAUCGAUUGUUUACAGUUGUCCUCAUCUAAUUGAUAUAACUUGUUCAUUAGCCUAUGGUAUUACUGAUGAAGGUUUUAAUGAAAUUGUUACUCGUUGCAAUCAACUUCGAUCUUUAACUUUAACAGGCUGUAAUCAAAUUUAUGGUGAAGUAUUAUUUGAUGUACCAGAAAAAUAUUUACAAUCAAUAGAAUAUCUCAAUUUUGAUAAAUGUAAUCAAAUAGAAGAUUUUAUUUUAAUUGAUUUGUUUCAAAGAAAGAGAUUCAUAUCAGUCAUUGAUUCUUAUGGGUCAUUAAUUGAACUUUAG